Messenger RNA from Penicillium egyptiacum, 1458 nucleotides. Lineage: Eukaryota; Fungi; Ascomycota; Eurotiomycetes; Eurotiales; Aspergillaceae. The record is from the annotation of a GenBank genome assembly.
AUGACCUUGAGCUUUGCCUAUGUGCAAUACUGCGAUGCCGACGCGGCCGUUGAUGCUUACCAAACCCUUGAUGGAAAGCAUUUCCAGGGCCGUCUGCUCCAUAUCUUGCCUGCUUCUGCGAAGAAGACAUACAAGAUUGACGAGUACGAACUGUCCAAGCUCCCUCUCAAAAAGCAAAGGGAGAUCAAGCGGAAGCAAAACGCCUCUGGAUCCACAUUCAGCUGGAACUCCCUAUAUAUGAACGCCGAUGCUGUGAUGUCAUCAGUAGCCGGAAGGCUCGGAGUCUCCAAAUCUGAUCUGCUUGAUCCUACCUCUUCAGAUGCCGCCGUCAAGCAAGCACAUGCUGAAACGCAUGUGAUUCAAGAAACGAAAGCCUACUUUGCCUCAAAUGGGGUAAAUAUUGACGCUUUCAAGCAGCGUGAGCGUGGGAAUACGGCUAUUUUGGUCAAGAACUUCUCAUAUGGUGUCACUUCGGCAGAGCUCAGGAGUCUAUUCGACCCUUAUGGCAAGAUCAUCCGACUCCUGAUGCCACCGAGUGGCACCAUUGCGAUCGUGGAGUUUGCGCACCCUGACGAGGCCCAAAAGGCUUUCAAGGGCAUGGCGUACCGCAGGAUGGGUGAUUCCAUAUUAUUCCUGGAGAAGGCGCCAAAAAAUUUGUUCGAUGCUUCAGCAGCUCCACGCACCCUUGCUCCAGAAACUCGGGGCAAGGAUCAAGGAUUCUCAACUGCAGACACAUUUGCCGCAGAUGAGCCUGAUGACAGCGUAGGAACCACGACGCUAUUCGUAAAGAACCUCAACUUCUCAACCACCAAUGAGAAGUUCCUAGAAGUGUUCCGACCUUUGGAUGGCUUUAUCACCGGUCGCAUCAAGACCAAGCCCGAUCCCAAGCGACCAGGACAGACCCUCAGCAUGGGAUUCGCCUUUGCGGAUUUCAAGACCAAGGGUCAAGCUCAGGCUGCUCUUGCAGCUAUGAACGGCUACAAGUUGGAUCAGCACGAGCUUCUCGUUCGCGCAUCCCACAAGGGCAAGGACGCCGCCGAGGAGCGGAGACGCGAAGAUAACGCCAAGAAGGUUGCGGCGCGGAGAACCAAAAUCAUCAUCAAGAACUUGCCGUUCCAAGCCACGAAGAAGGAUAUCAGAUCGCUUUUCGGGGCAUACGGACAACUUCGGUCUGUGCGUGUUCCUCAGAAGUUCGAUCACAGUGCUCGUGGUUUCGGUUUUGCAGACUUUGUAAGCGCUCGCGAAGCGGAAAAUGCCAUGGACGCGUUGAAAAACACGCAUCUCCUGGGGAGACGAUUGGUUUUGGAGUUCGUGAACGAGGAGGCAGUCGAUCCCGAGGAGGAGCUCGCGCGCCUAGAGAAGAAGGUAGGAGAGCAGAUGGACAGGGUCAAACUCCAACAGCUCACUUCUGGCGCCGGGCGCAAGAAAUUCACUGUAGGAGGGCAGGAGGAAGAGUGA